Messenger RNA from Penicillium alfredii, 1278 nucleotides. Its product is annotated as L-rhamnonate dehydratase. Gene Ontology annotation, molecular function: L-rhamnonate dehydratase activity; magnesium ion binding. NCBI's taxonomy places the organism in Eukaryota, Fungi, Ascomycota, Eurotiomycetes, Eurotiales, Aspergillaceae. The coding region runs from base 1 to 1278 and encodes 425 amino acids. The record is from RefSeq and is a predicted model, not a curated record. Gene Ontology annotation, biological process: carbohydrate catabolic process. The transcript is spliced from 3 exons.
AUGAGCUCCACAUCUAAUUUCCCUCGCAUCAAGGAGGUGCGCACCUUCAUCAUCGACGGGGUUGGCUCUGGAGGCGACUACCACAAUAUCAAAGGAGGCCACUGGCUCGUCGACAGCAAUAUCUCAACUCCUAUGACCAAGUGGGCGCAAUACCGUGGCUCACGGACGUCGUGGGGAAUCAAUGUUCUGGGAUCGUUCUGCGUUGAGAUCGAGGCCACAGAUGGAACCAAGGGCUUUGCAACUGGAUUUGGCGGUCCUCCGGCAUGCUGGCUCGUGCAGCAACACUUUGACCGGUUCCUGGUUGGCGCAGAUCCCCGUGACACCAACGAUUUGUUCGAGAAGAUGUACCGAGGCUCCAUGUUCUACGGCCGCAAGGGUCUGCCGGUGGCCGUGAUCUCGGUCAUCGAUUUGGCCUUGUGGGAUCUCCUGGGCAAGAUUCGCAACGAACCGGUGUACAAGCUCAUUGGCGGGGCAACUCGGUCAAGACUAGACUUCUACUGCACAGGUCCACAGCCUGCAGCUGCCAAGGCGAUGGGGUUCUCUGGCGCGAAAGUGGCAUUGCCGCAUGGCCCCGAUGAGGGGACCGAGGGACUGCUCAAGAAUGUCGAAUACUUACGUCUGCAGCGAGCCAGCGUCGGACCGGACUUCCCUCUGCGAGUCGACUGCUACAUGUCUUUGACAGUGCCGUACACAAUUCAACUGGUUAAGCGCUGUGAGGCCUUGGGUCUUGAUAUUGACUGGUGGGAAGAAUGUCUGUCCCCCGACGACUUCGACGGCCACGCACUCCUCAAGCGCGCCCACCCCACGGUCCAGUUCACCACCGGUGAGCACGAAUACUCCCGGUAUGGCUUCCGCAAACUGGUCGAAGGGCGCAACCUCGACAUUCUUCAACCGGAUGUCAUGUGGGUUGGUGGGAUGACUGAGCUGCUCAAGGUCUCUUCCCUUGCUGCUGCUUACGAUCUCCCCGUUGUGCCCCAUGCUUCAGGUCCUUACUCCUAUCACUUCGUGGUCUCCCAGUCCAACAGCCCCUUCCAGGAAUACCUGGCCAACUCGCCUGAUGGCAAGUCCGUUGAGCCCGUGUUUGGAAACCUGUUCUUGAACGAGCCCAUUCCCACCAAAGGUCAUCUCGACGUUUCCAUUUUGGACAAGCCCGGUUUUGGUCUUGAACUCAACCCGGCUGCACCACUCAUUCCGGCUGCAGCCAUCCUGACCCCAGCCCCCCAGAGGAGUCUUCGUGCUCCGGAGAACGAGCAGGCAGCAAAUGGCUCAGCUGCGUAG